AAAGCUCCUCCCAAUAAUGGAGGAUUCUACUUUUAUAAACAAACUACUAUAAGAGAAAUAACAACUGAAACUACUCGCCCAUUAAGAGUCGCUUCAAAAUGUCUGCCAGAUAUUCUUAUGCCUACAAGAAAGGAAAGAGCUAUCAUCCUCUUUCUCAAAGAGAAUCGGAUGAAGAGAAACCGAGACAAGAUAUGGACAUUUGCAGCAACAAGAGAAUGCCUACAGGAAAAGAAGAGAUGGAGGACCAUGAACUAGUCUUUAUUGUCACAGACAAUGACAUUGAAAGCAAAGGAUACGGGAAAAGAAGCAGAUCCAUUUCUUUAAAGACUCUUCUUCUCAUUAUUGCUCUUGCCAUCAUAUUCUGCAUUAUUGUCACUUGCAUUGUUCUAUCACUUCUGGACUCUUUCACUCCACAACCUUCCCUCAUGCAAACCAGCUCUUCAACUCAAAAUACUCAACAGCACAUCACUUCUUCUCUAUCGUCACUAGCUCUCCCACUAGCCAUUGUCUCUCAAUCAGCCAGUCGUCCGUUAACCAUCGUUCAUAGCGUACAACCAAGUCCCACUUUGUUGCCAUUUCGUGAUUGGACCUACGAGGUAAGUGGAAUCACUGAACUCAGCGUUCAUGUCAGUGAUAUUGAUUCUGACGGAUCACCUGAUGUGAUCUUUGAUGCCAUUACUGAUUCGUACAAUUUCUAUCAAACAUGUCCUAACUCGAGUCCUGAAGAUGAUAUGUGCUUCAUCAAACAAGGCCACACCCCCUGUCAGGUUCAGCUCCUUGGUCUUGGCGGCUAUAGCGGGACUCUGGUUUGGAAUCAUUGGUCAAGUUUUGCUCCAUUUGCCGCCAACUGCCGGGAAGAUUUGAACAAAGAUGGACAUAAUGACUGCUUGUUUUCUGGAAGGAUUGGCACGUUUGUUGCCAUAGAUGUACACAGGAACAUCCUACUGUGGAGUGUGGAUAUUAACGUUACAUGUCCAUCAUUCAACUAUUAUUAUCCACUUUAUGUCCCUGAUCUUGACAGAGAUGGUAUCAUGGAUAUCAUUGUCGUUCAUGGUGGGGACUCUAACUAUUCGCCGCUAGCCACAGUCCGAAGUCCAGGAGUGAUUGUAGUUAUAUCUGGAGGAACCGGUCGGCAGAUAUCUGAUCGUAUACAUACCCCAGAUCAAAAAGAGUCUUACUCAUCACCUGUCUUAUACAGCGUACCUCCCUCCUCCUCCUCCUCCUCUUCCUCUGUUGAUCUGAUAUUAUUUGGUACUGGAGGUGAAACCAUCACUGGUUCGCUGUGGGCGAUCAGUUUGAACAGUCUCUCAGCUCACGUCUCUUCAUUCAUGCAGAGGAAGGAAUAUCGUAUGAGAGAUUUCAUCAUCAACAAAGACUAUUUUCAUCCUUCGUGUUACAAUAGCUCACAGCUGCUGUCUUCAAGACCAAGGAUUAGGGAAGGACUUUAUGACAAUGAUAAGAAAGAAGUGUGGCUUGAAUCCUGCCCCAAAUGGUCCGCUAGCAUCAAACCAGUUUGGAACGUGUAUAAGUUGUGUGUGUACGAACUAUAUCGAUCAGUUGAAGUGGGUGGAGUCAUGCUACCUCCGGUUAUUGCUGAUAUCAAUAACGAUGAUAAAAAUGACUUGAUAGUGUCAGCUUUUAAUGGACACACUCUUCUCUUUGAUGGACAUACUCUGUCUUUUAAAUGGGACCACUAUGUUCCUGGAACACAGUCAUACAGUAUUCCUGCUCCAAUAUAUUUUAACGACGAUGAUGUCCUUGAUAUAAUCCUCAGAAUUAAUAAAGGGAGCUGGUCCAAAUAUGAUUACUCGCUAUUGGCAGUGCUGGAUGGUAGAGGAGGAGAGGGAGGGAGGAGGGUUGGAGGAGAAAGGGGCAUGAGUGAAGGGAGCAGUAACUAUUUGUGGAUGCUUAACUGUUCUCAAUCUUUAAUGUCGUCUCCUGUUGUUUGGAGACACAGAGAUAAAGGACAUGAUGGUUUCUUGUUUGCAGCUGUUGAUUGUUCAACGGGACACAAAGAAAGAGCAAAGAAGGACACACUGAAUGUUUGUCCAGCUGUGAGACAACAAAUGGACUCUUGGAAGAUAAACGAAAGAACAAAGAGACAUGAAGAUGAAGAAGAUGAGGAAAUGGAGAAUGAAGAAGGAAAUAACGAUGGAGUCUCUCCUCCUGACGCUGUUCCUGAACCUUUUGAGUUCUUUGGUAUGACCCUUAACCUUUCUAGCUACAUCCCGACUGAUUUGUGGGAGGUGCAUAAUGCUUCAGACUCAUACCCAGAUCCUGAGUCCGAUACUGAGUCUUUCAUAUCCUCGUACUGCGGUAUGGAUUAUCAGAGUAUGAGAACUGGCGUGUAUUUCUUGACGUCUAAACUGAUCAAAGAGGAAAAGGAGAUCAAGCCACUGUUGAUGUUCAAGCCUUAUGUGUACAGAACUCAGUCACCCAAUGCUAAAACAAAGCGUCACAGUUUUAAACCUCCUUCGGUAUCAGAUAUUAUAGAAGAUACUAAAAACCGACUGAGUAACAGGAAGGUAGUCCGUUGUUCUCACGUGUUAGCGCCCCAUUAUUCGCCGAGCACACUUGCUAUAACUGAUGUUAAUGGGGACAGCAGUCCCGAGGGUAUUGUAUCAAUGCAGUAUUCAGCUGUUUCUGGAGCACUUGAUAUCCCUCAGCUAUCUGGCCCACUUCACUCGCCAAAGAUUACAGUACAAGCGUUUAACAUUGAGGAUAAAGUGAUGGAGGUUUACGGAGCUGGAGCUGCAGCUGGGAUUAACUUUAAACGAUACUAUGCAAGUGAGGAUCAGCCGUGGGGACAGUACAUGGGUAGUCAUGGAAACAGUCUCUACAAUAAUCCUCAGAACAAAUAAUGAAUCCUCUUUAUUAUUCAUUUUUCUUUUGUAUUAAAAUUAAUUUUAAUUUUAAA
Amphimedon queenslandica is the source of this 2917-nucleotide messenger RNA. RefSeq lists its product as uncharacterized. The transcript is spliced from 3 exons. The coding region runs from base 99 to 2861 and encodes 920 amino acids. NCBI's taxonomy places the organism in Eukaryota, Metazoa, Porifera, Demospongiae, Haplosclerida, Niphatidae. The record is from RefSeq and is a predicted model, not a curated record.